AUUUUAGAUGAACCAAACUUGCAAGGUUUGUGGGGAACCUGCAGCAGGAUUUCAUUUUGGGGCAUUUACAUGUGAGGGUUGUAAGUCAUUCUUUGGCCGCUCCUAUAAUAAUUUGUCCUCCAUAUCGGAUUGUAAAAAUAAUGGGGAAUGCAUUAUCAAUAAAAAGAAUCGAACGGCUUGUAAAGCCUGUCGUUUGAGAAAGUGUUUGAUGGUGGGCAUGUCCAAGAGUGGUUCUCGUUAUGGCAGAAGAUCCAAUUGGUUUAAGAUACAUUGUUUGCUGCAGGAACAGCAACAGCAGGCAGCAGCUGCUAUGGCAGCUCAUCAAAACAAUCAGCAACAGGCUCAUAACUCGGCUGGCGGUAUGCAUGCUAAACCUCCGGGCAUACCACCUCCUGCAGCGGCUGCUGCUGCUUUGGGUAUGUUAGGUCAUGCUGGUGCCUAUUCUGGCUUAUAUCCUCCCCGCACUAAAGAAGAAUUGAUGAUGUUGAGUUUAGAGGAAUAUGCCAAACAUCCUGCUGCUUCACCCUCGGUAAGUUCACCGGAUUCACACAAUUCCGAUAGCUCGGUAGAGGUAAAUGGUAGAGCUAAUGCCAAUCUAAUGCAUUUGUCAAACAAACAUGCCCUAGAGGGUGGCUCUGCCAGUGCUAGCUCUUCAGUGGGACCACCUCCACCGCCACAUCCGGCUCAUUUAAGAAAAGAUCUACCGCCCUUUUUACCUUUGCCAUUUCCUGCCCUCUCCUCCAUGCCUGUUAUGCCACCUCCUAGUUUUCUACCUCCUUCACAUUUACUCUUUCCUGGUUACCAUCCUGCCCUUUAUCAACAUGCCCAUGCCGGUCUGCUGAAACCUUCGCCGGAACAACAGGCUGCAGCUGCUGCUGUACAUCAACUAUUCAAUAAUGCUCCUAGAUUUCAUCCUACAACUAUAACCACCUCAACGGAAGAACGUAAAUUGGAACAGGAACACAAACAGGUUUCUUCACCCUCCUUACUGACUCCCCGCUCAGAUGCCUUAAACAAUAAUCACAUACCAAAUGGCAGCAAGGCUGCAGAAGAGUUAACCAAACGUUUUUAUUUAGAUGCUGUGCUUAAGUCUCAACAGCAAUCACCCCCACCUAUGGUUACCAAAAUACCCAAUCUUACCAAACAUGAUCAUUCCAUUUCCGCUCUGGUCACACCCAACUCAGAGAGUGGUCGUAAUCACAGCAAUACUUCAAGGCAAAGUAAUGAAGAGGAGCUGGAGGAAGAGGAAAGAGAACAGCUAACUAAGUCUCUUAAUGAUUCCCAUUCAAAUGGUCAGGAUAGUGAGCCAGCGCAUGAUGAGGAGGAGGAAGAAGAUUUAGUGGUAUCCAUGACUCCCCCUAGAUCCCCUAUAGAUAUAGAGGAGGAGGAGGAAAAUCAAUCAAGCAAAUCUUUACAACAGGAAUCACAAUCUCCUAAGGGACAAGAUAAUCCCAUAGAUUUAAGCAUGAAAACCGCCAGUUCGGUAUCUAGCUGUUUAAGCAUCAGCAAUCGUUGUGAUUCCUCGUCGGAGCAGGAAAAUGAUAAUAAUGAUUGUAACGAUCAUAAUGAAGAGCAGUUGGUUGAGAAGGAUUCUUGGAGCAGACAAGAUUUUAGCAUAAAUUCUUUGAAUAACAAUAACAAUGACACUGAAGAGGAGGUGGGUACUAAAGGUAAGGGAGUGAAGAGAAAAUUAGACGAUGGCUCAAGUCAAAAUUCAGCAGAGGAAGAAUGUGAACAAAUACACCGAAAAAAAUUGGGUUCUGCUUUAGAUUUGACUAGUAAAAUAUAAACUAAAUGUAAAAAAAAAUUUAAACAAUUUUAAGAAAUUAUUAAAAAUUUUUAAAAAGAAAUUAUUUUCCAAAAUUCUUAAUU
Molecule: messenger RNA, 1872 nt
Organism: Lucilia cuprina (Australian sheep blowfly)
Lineage: Eukaryota; Metazoa; Arthropoda; Insecta; Diptera; Calliphoridae
Product: knirps-related protein
Exons: 2
Coding region: 8-1789 (593 amino acids)
Biological process (GO): regulation of DNA-templated transcription
Molecular function (GO): DNA-binding transcription factor activity; sequence-specific DNA binding; zinc ion binding
Source: RefSeq, a predicted model, not a curated record